Molecule: messenger RNA, 701 nt
Organism: Perkinsus marinus ATCC 50983
Lineage: Eukaryota; Perkinsozoa; Perkinsida; Perkinsidae
Exons: 3
Source: RefSeq, a predicted model, not a curated record
AUGUUGCAUAAGAUCUUCAUCCUCACCGUUGCCGUCGCGUGGGAAUCUAUCGCUCUCUCCUCGGUAGAUGACCGCAGCCCAGGUCGCGCGGAUACCGCCGAGAAUGAAUGCGUGGUGACCUGGGCUAAUCUUAUUGAUCCCAAAAAGAUUACAGUCGAAGUCUUCGCGGAUCGGAUUGCAGACCCAUCAGUUGCCGGCCGUACCAUCCGAGCCAUCCGAAUCAAGUCCUUUGAAUAUACCUCAAAGGAUGGUGAAGUGCAAAGGCGCACCACUGAUAUCAUUAAGACAGUGAUAGAUUCCGAGAUGCUAAGUGCCUUGAGCCGCCGAGAUGUGUCUGAGCACGUUGACGAGCAAACCCUCUGUAGAGAACAGUUGAAGAUCUUCGCCGAGUAUAUGGAUGACAGCUCUGAGAGAUACCGAGCAGAUGCAGCAAGACUCGGGAUCAUGCCGGGAAGCAAAUCCUUCACCGCCUGGAGCAUCCUCAACCUCAUAUUCGAGUGGCAAAUUAACCGCCGAUUCGGCGAGUCUAUUACUGAAGAGAAAUGUGUUAUCAGCGCAGGGGCUUGGCUGAGCUAUAUCGGCUCUUCCGGUCUGCCCCCGAGUAACGAAAUGAUACGCGCGACAGUGAAAGCAGGUUAUGUUCCCGAGAAGAAUGUGGUGGAUAUCAAGUUUUUCUCUGUGAACAAUGGCUUAUCCCGCAA